Prunus dulcis (almond) is the source of this 1391-nucleotide messenger RNA. RefSeq names its product septum-promoting GTP-binding protein 1-like. The record is from RefSeq and is a predicted model, not a curated record. Gene Ontology annotation, molecular function: GTP binding; GTPase activity. The transcript has 6 exons. The coding region runs from base 203 to 1024 and encodes 273 amino acids. NCBI's taxonomy places the organism in Eukaryota, Viridiplantae, Streptophyta, Magnoliopsida, Rosales, Rosaceae.
CAAUAAAAUACCGGUCAACUGUCCUCUCUCUCCCUCCCUUGCUUAGGCUGCUACUCAGUCGCCUUCCGGACUUUCCUGGCAUUGGGUUAGCUCAAAGCUCACGUAUCACCCAAAUUACCAAAACCCAAGAAAAUACACCACAAAAACAAGAAGCAAGUUUCCAAUUCUAUGAACGCACAACAUUCAUGAAGCUGCCACAAACAUGACACAACUUUGCAGAAAAAUUGUUCACGUCAAUCUGCGCUGGAACAUAUUCGACCGGGUUUCGAUUAUUAGGGAGUUUUUCAAGUUCAUCUGGGACAGGUUUCUGGUUUGCUCCAUAGGGAAGCCGGCGAUCCGGUACCGGAGAUUGCCCCUGGGGACGACGUUGUCGCCUCCCCCGGAAGCCGUAGAGGGGGUUUUAGUAGUGGAUAACCCCGCCACUACGAGCUGUAAGGUGUAUGAGACGGAUGCGGAUUUGGUGAGCUUGAAGGUCAGCUUGUUGGGUGAUUGCCAGAUUGGAAAGACAAGCUUUAUGAGCAAAUAUGUUGGGGAUGAGCAGGAACAGAGGUAUUUGGAGAUGACAGGGGUGACUUUAAUGGAUAAGACACAAAUUGUUCAAGGAGCUCGGAUUUCAUUUAGUCUAUGGGAUGUAGGAGGUGACCAGAGUUCGAUGGAUCAUGUUCCAAUCGCCUGUAAAGAUGCCGUAGCAAUUUUUUUCAUGUUUGAUCUUACUAGUAGAUGCACACUGAACAGUGUUGUUGGAUGGUACACUCAAGCAAGAAAAUGGAAUCAGACAGCAAUUCCCAUACUAAUUGGGACAAAAUUCGAUGAUUUUGUAAGACUUCCCCCUGAUCUGCAAUGGACAAUCGUGACCCAGGCCAGGGCUUAUGCAAAGGCUAUGAAGGCGACCCUUUUCUUCUCAAGUGCAACCCACAACAUCAACGUGAACAAGAUCUUCAAAUUCAUCUUGGCCAAGCUUUUUAACCUGCCAUGGAAAGUAGAGAGGAAUUUGAAUAUUGGAGAGCCCAUCAUCGAUUACUGAGUUGUAUUACUCAGUUCACUGAUCCAUUUGUGUACAUAUAUAAUUGAGGGAGAAAAAAAAAAAAGACAAAAAACAAAGAAAGAAGAGGAAAAAAGAAAUGUGAGUUAGAAAAGGAAAAGGGAGAUUUUAUUUUCAAUUCCCAGCUGUAAUUUACCCAAGAAAAUCCCUUUAGUCUUUCUUUUCUUUUGGCCUUAGAGUGCUCACCCCUGUCUUGUUAUCUGAUCAUUACUUACACAAUGACAGAAGAAAUUACAGAGAGGUGAUAGUUUUUUCUUUUGUCUUUUUUUUUUUCUUCUUUCCUUGUGGUCAUAGUUGAUUUACCAAUUAUCAUGGCUAUGUAGGAUAUAUGGUGGUAUUUGAUGGUCGA